AUGUCUUACAGUGUGACGCUGACCGGGCCUGGGCCCUGGGGCUUCCGUCUGCAAGGGGGCAAGGAUUUCAAUAUGCCCCUUACUAUCUCCCGGAUCACCCCAGGAAGUAAGGCGGCCCAGUCCCAGCUCAGCCAAGGAGACCUUGUGGUAGCCAUUGACGGUGUCAACACAGACACUAUGACCCACCUGGAGGCCCAGAACAAGAUCAAGUCUGCCAGCUACAACCUGAGUCUCACUCUGCAAAAGUCAAAGCGUCCCAUCACCAUCUCCACAUCAGCGCCUCCAAUCCAGUCCCCUCUGCCAGUGAUCCCCCACCAGAAGGACCCUGCUGUGGACACGAAUGGCAGCCUGGCGGCGCCCAGCCCCGAGGCGAGGGCCAGCUCGGGCACCCUGGAGCUCAGGGACACCUUUAGCUCCUCCUUCUCCCAGGCCUCUGUCUGCUCCUUGGACUCCAGUCCUCCAGGGGGCAGCCCAGGGGCCAAGGCCAGUCUGGAGGGCACCCAGGGCCCACUCAGCCCCAAAGUCCUGCCAGGUCCGAGCCAACCAAGGCAGUAUAACAACCCCAUUGGCCUGUACUCAGCAGAGACCCUGAGGGAGAUGGCUCAGAUGUAUCAGAUGAGCCUCCGAGGGAAGGCCUCAUGUGCUGGACUCCUAGGCGGUGCUGACUACCAGGAACGUUUCAACCCCAGUGCCUUGAAGGACUCAGCCCUGUCCACCCACAAGCCCAUUGAGGUGAAGGGACUGGGUGGCAAGGCCACCAUCAUCCAUGCGCAGUACAACACACCCAUCAGCAUGUACUCCCAGGAUGCCAUCAUGGAUGCCAUCGCCGGGCAGGCCCAGGCUCAAGGCAGUGACUUCAGUGGGAGCCUUCCUGUGAAGGACCUGGCGGUGGACAGCGCCUCUCCUGUAUACCAGGCUGUGAUCAAGAACCAGAGCAAGCCGGAAGACGAGGCUGAUGAGUGGGCUCGCCGGUCCUCGAACCUGCAGUCUCGCUCCUUCCGUAUCCUGGCCCAGAUGACGGGGACGGAAUUCAUGCAAGACCCGGAUGAAGAAGCUCUGCGCAGGUCAAGGCCAGGCUCUGCCUACAGCUCUUCAGCGGCUGCCUCUCCAGCACCAGCUUCUCAUACAAGCUACAGCGAAGGUCCAGCUGCACCUGCACCCAAGCCCCGGGUUGUCACCACUGCCAGCAUCCGGCCUUCUGUCUACCAGCCAGUGCCUGCAUCUACCUACAGCCCUGCCCCGGGGGCCAAUUACAGUCCAACUCCCUACACCCCUUCCCCUGCCCCUGCCUAUACCCCCUCUCCUGCCCCUGCCUACACCCCUUCCCCUGCCCCUGCCUAUACCCCCUCCCCUGGCCCCACCUACACCCCUUCACCUGCCCCCACCUAUUCUCCCUCCCCUGCACCAGCCUAUACCCCCUCACCUGCUCCAAACUAUAACCCUGCACCCUCAGCGGCCUACAGUGGGGGUCCUGCAGAGUCUGCCAGCCGUCCCCCCUGGGUGACUGAUGACAGCUUCUCUCAGAAGUUUGCCCCCAGCAAGAGCACCACCUCCAUCAGCAAGCAGACCCUGCCCCGGGGAGCUCCAGCCUACACCCAGAUGGGUCCCCAGGUGACCCCCCCUGCCAGAGGGACUGUCCAGAGAGCAGAGCGAUUCCCAGCCAGCAGCCGGACUCCUCUCUGUGGCCACUGCAACAACGUCAUCCGGGGUCCUUUUCUGGUAGCCAUGGGCCGUUCCUGGCACCCAGAGGAGUUCAACUGUGCCUACUGCAAGACCUCCCUGGCAGAUGUGUGCUUUGUGGAAGAGCAGAACAAUGUUUACUGUGAGCGGUGUUAUGAGCAGUUCUUUGCCCCACUCUGUGCCAAGUGCAACACCAAAAUCAUGGGGGAAGUGAUGCAUGCCCUGAGACAGACAUGGCAUACCACCUGCUUCGUCUGUGCAGCCUGCAAGAAGCCUUUUGGGAACAGCCUUUUCCACAUGGAAGAUGGAGAGCCCUACUGUGAGAAAGACUACAUCAAUCUCUUCAGCACCAAGUGCCAUGGUUGCGAUUUCCCGGUAGAGGCUGGUGACAAGUUUAUUGAAGCCCUGGGGCAUACCUGGCAUGACACCUGCUUCAUUUGUGCGGUCUGCCAUGUGAAUCUGGAGGGACAGCCAUUCUACUCUAAGAAGGAUAAACCCCUGUGCAAGAAGCAUGCGCAUGCCAUCAAUGUGUAA
Molecule: messenger RNA, 2214 nt
Organism: Dipodomys spectabilis (banner-tailed kangaroo rat)
Lineage: Eukaryota; Metazoa; Chordata; Mammalia; Rodentia; Heteromyidae
Gene: Ldb3
Product: LIM domain binding 3
Exons: 13
Coding region: 1-2214 (737 amino acids)
Biological process (GO): actin cytoskeleton organization; muscle structure development; heart development
Cellular component (GO): stress fiber; adherens junction; Z disc
Molecular function (GO): actin binding; muscle alpha-actinin binding
Source: RefSeq, a predicted model, not a curated record